Messenger RNA from Anopheles nili, 3324 nucleotides. RefSeq names its product serine-rich adhesin for platelets. The transcript is spliced from 7 exons. Gene Ontology annotation, cellular component: cytosol. The coding region runs from base 1 to 1752 and encodes 583 amino acids. The record is from RefSeq and is a predicted model, not a curated record. Gene Ontology annotation, biological process: protein dephosphorylation. NCBI's taxonomy places the organism in Eukaryota, Metazoa, Arthropoda, Insecta, Diptera, Culicidae. Gene Ontology annotation, molecular function: protein tyrosine/serine/threonine phosphatase activity.
AUGGGAAAUGGUAUGAACAAGGUUAUGCCGGGGUUGUACAUUGGAAACUAUCGGGACUCAAAGGACUACCAGCAGCUAGAUCGGCACGGCAUCACACAUAUCGUCUCUAUACACGACAGUCCACGACGAUUUCAUCCAGACAAACACUACCUGUGCGUGAUCGCAGCGGACAAACCGGACCAAAACCUGUCCCAGUACUUUUCGGUGUGUAACGAUUUUAUCCACUCAGCACGCCUGAAGGAGGGCAAUGUGCUGAUCCACUGUCUAGCAGGGAUGUCGCGGUCAGUGACGGUGGCCGUAGCCUACAUCAUGGCCGUGACGCCUUUGAGCUGGAAAGAAGCGUUAAAGGUGGUACGUGCCGGUCGCUCAAUAGCAAAUCCUAAUCUUGGGUUUCAGAACCAGCUCCAAGAUUUCGAGUCCAGCAAACUGCAAGAGGAAAGACGACGGCUGAAGGAGCGUUUUCCUAGCUUAGCCUUGGAGUCAACGGAUAAGGAGCAAUGCUUUAUAGCGCUAGACUACUACGAAGAGUUGCUCGAAAGCAAGGGAGUCUGCGAAGGACAUUGCAAAUUCGGUAAAGACUGUCCGACUGGAAUAUGCCGGACGGACUCGCGUGGCGGUAUUCGGCCCACGCGUAAAUCGAGUAUCUCGUCCAAGAAGCAGUACAACACCUCGCUUUCAACAUCUCCUUCCACCUCGUCCCAGCUGUCAGUGCGCAGCAUGAGUGGUCCAGGCGGUGCCCAGUCUUGUCCUACCUCGCCUCGAUGCUCGAAAGCGCUAGGACAACGUCAGGGAUCCAGUACAGCGACCCGUAGCCUGGAAAACCCCCGAGCAGCCGGCGAAUACGCAGCCGAAAUCGAUCUCGGCGAGAUUUCCGAGCUGCGUCGCAGCAGCAGCAUCGUUAGUACCUUUCGUCCUCGGAGCAGCCCGGCCGGGUUGUACUCUUACACCGGUUCUGCGCCACCGUCCAUUCAUGGGUCGCGGGUCGACCUGAGUAGUGGCAUGACUGGAGGUACCGGAUCUGCCAUUUACCUUGGCUCGUCUAGUGGAGGUUCCGGUGGCAGUGCGAGUUCUAGUGGAACAUCCGGUAGCUCUCCUGGGCUUAGCCGACGUUUAAGUAUGCGAUCGACACCAAAAUCAAGUCCCCGGUCGACCCCGGAAUCGUCUCCCAAAGCAUCUCCCAAGAGGAGUGUUCCAUCGAAAGCGGCCGCUACUACAGCUGCACCAGCAAGUACUAGCUCAUCGAAGAAAAGCACUCCCGGAAGUGGCCGCUCGACGACAUCGUCAUCAGCCAACUCCACCGCCAGCAUCAAUCCCUGUCCAAAGAAGGAGGAUAAAUCGAACAAAUUAGCCUCAAAAACCACCGUCCCGUGUAGCGUUAGUACUGACGCAAACACUAAUCCAUCAACUAGUUCUAUCACUGAAACUACUACUACUACUACUACUACUACUACUACUAAUAAAAUUGUUAGUGGAAGUACUUCACACAGAGUCGCAACCACACGUACUCCAUCGAUUGUGAUAGACACUACGACCGCCACGGUAAUAACGUCAAGUGGAGCUAAUAAGGAAGCGGCUUACGGACGCGCGAACGAGAAACAGGACGUUACGGUCAAAGGUACCCCCAACAAAGACAGUGGAGGUAUAGGGGGUCCGGGUGGAAUGCAAGGAGGUACCGUGAGCAAUAAUGCAUCCUCGAAACCAAUAGCGAUAGCGAGCAAUGGUGCCCCCAACAGAACUGUUAGGAAGGAAUAAUCCAUUGCCAUUUUCGUUUUGGUUAACGUCGAGCGUUUGUCAGGUUUUUUGACAAAGUUGGGUGGGAAGCUGAUAUUUAGACACGCUGUCAUAGAAGCGAUGGAGGAUUGAAACCUGCCAGUCGUAGUCGGUCCGUUCCAUUUGUCCGUUGGCCCUACCAUUCUGCAGGUAUUUUUUGAAUAAGAAUUCCACUAACCUGAACAUUCUGCAUCGUCCCGAGGAAGCGAGACGUGAAAGAAACGCGAAUAAAAACAGAUUAAAACUGGAUAAGCAAAUAUAUACAUCAGUAGAAUUAAUCAAAAAAAUCAAAUAUAAAGCAUGUAAGUUAGUAAACGGCUACCUAAAAGCCAUUUGAGGUAUCAUAGAAAUAGUAGAAACAUGGAUAUAAAACGUGUAUCGAAUAUCUCUUGAUAUGAUUUCGAUGUCGAUAUUUUUUAAAGUAUUUGCCAAUGAUUUCAGCAGUCGCUCUUAGCGCUGAUGUAUCUUACACCGUCAAAGGACUGCGCAAGGACGAUGUACGGGUGGGCCAAUUUUGUGUAUCACAAACGUAAGAGUAAGAAGAAACCUGUGCACCGCGAAAGUAAGCUAACGACGCUCAGGCAUGAUAGUUUUGGCUGAAUGCUUGAGCAAUUGUGUGAGCAGAUCUGUUUGCGUGAAUUUGUGCUACAGCUAGUGUACCAUUUAUCAAAAGAAGUGGAUAUAUAUCACGUCAAUGCACAGUCGAAACUACUAUUAUAAGGCUUUGUUUUCGUUAGCCAAUUGCGGUGUAUUUUUUAACAUAAGUUAGAGGUUAUGGUUAUAGUUAUGGUUCAACUAUUAUCGAGCGGGAACCAAAAUAAACCCAACACAUAAAAAAACGCACGUGUCUGCACGUGUAAUCCUUAUUUGCAUUCAAUUUUCAUUUUGAAGCGAUAUUAAAGCCGUCAAUCAGUUCCUUCUUAUUGAAACUUUUUUUAUAGAUUUUGUAUUUCACUCGUUGAUAGGUUAAACUGGCUGCAAAAACAAACAAAGCAGCAUUUGCUAGGCAAAAUGGAGGCAAAUCGUUCGAUUAAAGCAUAUGAUUGCUUGUAGUUUUUUUAAUGUCUAGCAAGCAUAACGUCUGCUUGGAAUGGAGCUUUAGCAUGUGCGAAUGUAAUUUAAAGUAGUGAAAAAAAUAUACAUUUAUUCGGUGGCUUGAUUUGCCCUUUGAAGCUCAAUCCGUUCCGCAGAACACGGAAAGUGAUUAUAAAUAAUACAAAAUCGAUGAUGCUGAUAAUGGAAAUGCAAUAAUAAAUGACGGGUUUACAGACAAGCUGAGCUAAUUGUUGGACAGCGUGUAGUACAAACGUGUGAGAAUGGAGUCAGAAAAACCAGGUAUUAGCGAAGAGUUGGGAUUGUAGUCAAAAAGUUUGUCAGCUGGGAAACAGAAUGCGUAACGUUCAUUAGAUUUUCCCAGCCCCAGAACAAUAUUCACAGGCACAAGUAUAGCAUGAAAUGAUAUAUUUAUAUUUAGCUAUUUUAUAAAUUUUAUUUUGAUAUGAAAACCCAAAGAUCAAAAAGUGAAGCCGGUUAAAAAUAAAGCUUAUAUUGGAG